Messenger RNA from Ahaetulla prasina, 5138 nucleotides. It is a transcript of the gene CAMK4, whose product is annotated as calcium/calmodulin dependent protein kinase IV. The record is from RefSeq and is a predicted model, not a curated record. Gene Ontology annotation, biological process: protein phosphorylation. The transcript is spliced from 12 exons. The coding region runs from base 195 to 1487 and encodes 430 amino acids. Lineage: Eukaryota; Metazoa; Chordata; Lepidosauria; Squamata; Colubridae. Gene Ontology annotation, molecular function: calcium/calmodulin-dependent protein kinase activity; calmodulin binding; ATP binding.
CUCGGCUUCCUCAGGCAGCCCGCGAGAGUUUCCUCCCCCUCCCGCUUCGCUCGUCAACUCGAGAGCCGGAGGCUGGGGGGGUGGGCGCGGAGAAGCCGCCGCUAGCCGCUUUGUCCUCUCGUUUCCUCGCAGCUUCCGAACAGCCGGCGAGUCCCGGCGGACCCCAACAUCGCCUCUCGAGCCGCCACCGCAGCAUGCUCAAAGUCACCAUGCCCUCCUCCUCGUCUUCGUCGUCCCCCUCCGCCUCCGCCACCCCCAGCGCCAGUAGCACUCUCGCCUCUGCCCCGCUCCCUGCCCCUACCCCGGGCCGGGUCGCCACCCCCGCCGCUGCCGGCACCGCCAGCCCGGAUUUUUGGAUCGACGGCUCCAAUCGGGACACCCUGACGGAUUAUUACGACCUCGAGUCAGAGCUGGGACGGGGUGCUACAUCUAUUGUCUACAGGUGCAGGCAGAAAGGAACUCAAAAGCCUUUUGCUGUCAAAAUCUUGAAGAAAACUGAGUUGCCUGCUGAAGAGCUCUGUGCAACUCUAAAGAAGUUAUUUGAAGAACAGGUAGAUAAGAAGAUUGUCCGAACAGAGAUAGGUGUUCUUCUUCGACUUUCACAUCCAAAUAUUAUAAAAUUGAAGGAGAUAUUUGAAACCCCCACAGAAAUCAGCCUUGUUUUAGAACUGGUAACAGGAGGAGAGCUGUUUGACAGAAUUGUGGAAAAAGGAUAUUACAGCGAGCGAGAUGCUGCUGAUGCAGUGAAACAAAUCUUGGAGGCGGUUGCUUAUUUACAUUCCAAUGGAAUUGUUCACCGGGAUUUGAAACCAGAAAAUUUAUUGUAUGCAACUCCAGCUCCAGAUGCACCUUUAAAAAUAGCUGAUUUUGGACUUUCCAAGAUAGUUGCAGAUCAUGUUACCAUGAAAACAGUCUGUGGAACUCCAGGAUAUUGCGCACCAGAAAUUCUACGAGGGUGUGCUUAUGGCUCAGAAGUGGACAUGUGGUCCAUAGGAAUAAUCACCUAUAUCCUACUUUGUGGCUUUGAACCAUUCUAUGAUGAAAGAGGAGAUCAGUAUAUGUUCAAGAGGAUUCUGAACUGUGAAUAUGAUUUUGUUUCUCCCUGGUGGGAUGAUGUAUCUCUGAAUGCCAAGGAUUUGGUUAGGAAGCUAAUAGUGCUUGACCCCAAAAAACGCCUUACCACUUUCCAAGCUUUACAGCAUCCUUGGGUCACAGGAAAGGCAGCCAAUUUUAUUCAUAUGGAUACAGCUCAAAAGAAACUCCAAGAAUUCAAUGCUCGCCGUAAACUGAAGGCUGCCGUGAAAGCUGUUGUUGCAUCAAGUCGUCUUGGAAGUGCAAGCUACCAUAGCACCCAUGACAGCAAUAAGCUCAAUGAAAACCAGCGUGUAAGCUCAGAAGAUGAUACAGAAGAAAAAGAGACAGCAGUAUGCCACAUAACUCAGGGAAUGGACAUUCAGGAACAAGGAUCUGAAGGAGGAGAGCCCUAAACCUUGCAAUGUCUUCUUUUAGCAAAGACCGCCCAUUUCAUGCACCAGUCAAUUUACCAUUCAGCAAGAAUGAAUUAUGGAUGACUUUGCUUUCAGGUGUAAAGUCCAACUGUAGCUGGUGACCUGAACUUUAAUGCAUGUGAUUGCUUCUGAAAAACAGUAAAGUCUUUUAUUGGCAUGCUGUGGAUAAAGUGCUGUUUACAGUAAUGCCAACAGGUGAAUUGGAGAAUAGGAAGUAUGCGCACAUCUUAUGAGCAACACAAAUAAAUAAUGUAGAAGGUUUAAAAGAUAAUAUAUAAAAUGCAGGAUGGUUAUUGUUGACACAAGAAAGGCAUUCUCUAGCAAUCAUGACAUUUUUCCAGUAUGUUUCCUUUCAAAUUUGUAAUUAUCCAGUAGGCACAAGGAUUCACAAGUGGGUUUUUUUAAAGCCUAUGAAAGAGUUUUAUUUAUCAAUGAUAUAAAAAUUAUUUAUGAUGGAACAUUUAAGAGAUUUAUAAGCAAAACCAUGUUUGUUCCUUUGAAAAAUUGAGAAGUGAUUGGGAUGACUAAAAGAUCUUGAUGCUGAUGUUAAGAAUGCCUUACCUCUGUUGGUAACCAUUUCUGUAUAGUCUUAAUUUAUAGCUGUCAUUUGGCAUUUCAGAAUUAAAUAUUCCUUUGCCAGAACCAAAUUCCUGUAAGAGUUGUACACAAACCAAGAGGGUGAAGAACAGAUGCUGCACAAAACUUAGAAUCAGUCAUCAUUAUGAAAUUGUGCCCUUGUUUAUAGAAAAUAAUUUAUAGCUGUCAUUUGGCAUUUCAGAAUUAAAUAUUCCUUUGCCAGAACCAAAUUCCUGUAAGAGUUGUACACAAACCAAGAGGGUGAAGAACAGAUGCUGCAGAAAACUUAGAAUCAGUCAUCAUUAUGAAAUUGUGCCCUUGUUUAUAGAAAAUUGGGAAUAUUGAUCUGAAAUUUUAGAAUUAUACUACAAGAAGGAUAUAUGGUAUCCAGAAGGAGCGUACACAACAUACUGUAGAAAUACUUAUAUAAUAGGUGAUACAGGGAGUUUCUGCAGUCAGAGGAUGCAUGAAUGGGGUGCCUUGUCAGUAUACAAUCUUUACUAAAUAUAGUUUAUGUGAGUUGAACUAUCAGCAGAAUGGCUUUUGAACAACAAACUUUUCUUUGUAAUUCUAACGUCAGAAUUCCUGAAUACAAAAAAUUUACAAAGAAAGAGGUGACAGUUACCCUAACAGCCCAGUUCUAUAUAUUUCUACUUAGAAAUAAGUGCUAAAGAGUUAGUAGUAUAUAUUCCGUGAUAACUGAGUAUAGUUUUAGAAUGUCAACCUCCCAGAAACUAAUUAAGAGUAUAAUUACAGUCUCAUUUGCUUUUUGGUACACGCACAAUAACAUAAUGUUCAAUAAUUUUUUCUUUUCUUAAUUAUGCUUUCAGCAGCAUUGUCCAUCAGCGGAACUACAAUUAUUAGUAAACCAAGAGCAUGUUCUGAAGCAAAGGGAAUGCAUUCUUUUCACUUUUUAUUAUAUUAAAAUGAAGGGUAAAUGAACAUUAUUUGUGUAAGGCUAGGUAUGAUAGAAUCAUGGUUUAGUACAAAAUAGCGUAUAAAGUUGUUUCUGCAGUAAAUAUUAUAUAUGCUUUUCUAAAAUAUACAAUGUUAUUCUGAAUGCAUGAAUAAGAACAUGAGAAAUAUUUGUUUCACACAAGGAAUAAUUGGAGCAAGCACAAGGAAUCAUUGCAAGAUCUUAUUCUUGUGAGUUGAAAAAGGUGACUUAAUAGCUGUAUUGACAAGUACAUUUCUUGUCUGGAGUAAAUGAUUUAGACAGUAAAUUAAUAACAACUAUAAUAAACCUCCAGCAAUAUCUAAAGCACUUCAUAUAUAUGAAGAAGUAUGUGUACACACACACACGCACACACACUUUUGGUGAAACUGCAUUCUCUGAACUCAAAAUAAUCCCCUCUUUCACAUGCUAAAUGAUAUAUACAAAUUCCCUAGGCCUGUGGAAAUCCGUGUAGAUAUUCAAACCAUCAGAUCAUAGCUUCUAGGUGUAAUUAAAUGCAUGCCCCACUGAAAUGAAUCAAUGAAUUACUUUUGUAGUUUUCGCCAUGGUUUGCAUUGAUGGUUUAGAUAGCAUGAAUAUAAGGUUAUUGCUUUCACGAAUUUGCUUUCAUUGAUUUUGCUAUAUGAAUGUAUCUGUGUAUUUUAGUCCUAGCAAGUGUGGAAACACAGGGUAUAAGUGGUAAUUUAUUUGUUUUUAUAAGAUUAUGCUGCACAUUUUCCACUGAGAUUCUACUAUAAAAUUAAUAUGUGAUGAAACAUACAAAUAGACCUCAUUUAGCAAUUGUUCUCAGUUACAACAGUAAGGAAAAUAAUUUUAUGACCAGUUCUUGCAUUUACGAUCUUCGCAGAUCUGUAAAGCAGAGGAAAGCUGAAGUAAGAUGAUAACCUCAGUUUCAUUUAGCACCUCCUUCACUUAACUACUGAGUUGCCAAUCCCAAUUGUGGUCACUAAAUAAUUACAUUACAUUUAAAAUUGUCUAUAAAAUGCCAGCAUUUUAGUACCAAGGAAUCUAAGUUAGGUGCUACUGAGACAAGUCCAACUCCAGUUCACUUUUUAGUAAAAAUUCAUCAGUCUCCUUGAGCCCAUCUAAUCAACUUUAUUGUCUUCAUCCUGAUCAAGUACCAUGUUUUUCCUAACCUUUUUCCCUCUUGUAUCACAUGCUCAGAAUACAAUAGGUGAAUUUUUGUUUGUUGUCUUAAGGGAACAAUCAGCCUUCAUUUGGAACAGGAAUGGUCGAUGUUUUAGUAACAUUCCCAAAUUUUUAAACUCAAAAGGACUGUACCUCAAUUUUUCUCAAUAUUCGGAGUUAUACAAGGCCACUGAAAAGACCAGUAUUUAAACUAUUCUGUUUAAUUUUUCAUUUCUUCCUAUAACUUAUAUCUUCCUAAAAAUAAUCCUCCUUUUUUCCUUUCCAGCACAUUGUCUAUUUUUAUCUAGAGCAGUGUUUCUUAAACUGUUUUUCACCUCAAAGUACUCCUUCCCACUUUUAAAAAAUUAUGGAGGGUUCAAAAGUUUUUGUUUGUGUGGGAUGUUUAUCAUUAUUUAGGAUACUAAAAAUUAAAAUUGAGCAUUUGUUAUCGCAACCGUAAGAUUGUUUGAUGGGAUUUUAAUAUUGGAUUAUUUUUCAACAUAGCCUGAUAAAUAUUUUGCAGACCCAAGAGGGUCUUGAGGUACCCCUAAGGGUCCUAGGAUCACCCUUUAAGAAACACUGAUCUAGAGUAAUAUUUAUUUCAAGCCUUCACUUCUUCAUUGUCAUGCAGAUAGAUAUUAUUUUGGUUGUCUUAAUAGUUAAUAUUCAUCUUUAAUUUUUUUUCCAUUUUAACAUGCACAAUAAUUAUAAUUAUAAUUCUUUGAUUGAUACAAUGGUGUCGUAAGAAUUUUUCAAAAUUAGUAUUUUAGAAAUAUUAGAAAUAAUAGAAAUUAGUAUUUUAAUUUCCAGAGCUGAUUUCAACCUUAAAAUCCUGGAAACUGCCGUUCUUAAAACAUAUUGGUUGUAUAAACUAAAUGCAAGGGAAAAUAUAUAUCCUUUUGUUGCUCAUUUUCCUAUACCAAAUCACUCUGUUUCACCAAAUUUAAAAAAGCUUCUUGAUCAUACUUACA